Suillus fuscotomentosus is the source of this 6433-nucleotide messenger RNA. Its product is annotated as transcription factor/nuclear export subunit protein 2-domain-containing protein. Gene Ontology annotation, cellular component: THO complex part of transcription export complex. Gene Ontology annotation, molecular function: mRNA binding. The coding region runs from base 59 to 6346 and encodes 2095 amino acids. NCBI's taxonomy places the organism in Eukaryota, Fungi, Basidiomycota, Agaricomycetes, Boletales, Suillaceae. The record is from RefSeq and is a predicted model, not a curated record. Gene Ontology annotation, biological process: mRNA processing; mRNA export from nucleus. The transcript has 24 exons.
CUGAAAGGAAGUCUUAUACCGCGUUGUUCCUUCCAUACUCAGUUCGAUACGCUGGGCCAUGGAUGUUGUUACAAAGGUGGAAAACUGGAUCGCUAAUUGGAGCAAAGAGGGAGAGUCCGAACUUCGAAAUUUCCUCAUUUCACCUCACUCGAAUCCUUCCGACCCUAUUUGCGCAGAGGCUCUCACGACCGCCUACCAUGCCCUUCUUUUGUCUGUCCUCACAACCUGGCAGCCCAAGCAGAGUCCCUUAAAUGCGCAGGCUCUCGUAGCCUUUAUCCAGUCUGUCCUCCUUGCACUUCCAUCCUCCUCCUCUGCGCGUGCGGGUCCACCCGUGCAGAAUGCUCAACUGGACGAGUUCUUGUCAGACGCGAAGUCUACUUUAGUGAACUCUGAGCAAGCUUCUGGAGGCCAACAAGUGAAGGACCUCCCGAAUAAAGACACUACAGAUAUUGCAGAAAAUGCAGCUCAACUGCGGCAUUCCGUCGAACAAGACAAGGAAACGUUAAGCGAGCUCGUCAAAAGACUUCUGUUCACUGGCAUUGUUGAUCUCGCCGUAUGUCGAGAGCGCCUUGACUUGACUCUUCUUGCCAGUGCUGGUCUAGUUUCGGAUAGAAUGUCAUUUGACAAGAAGGAAAUACGCACUCGCACUGGACUUUUCUAUAAGCAGAACAAGUUCAACCUUCUACGUGAACAAUCUGAAGGCUACAGCAAGCUUUCGGUGGAGCUCACGAGUUCCUUGGGUCCUGCACACUCACAUGCUGAUGCUAGACCGGUAGAAAGCUAUGCCUCUAUCGAAGACCGUGCGCGCCAAGUUUGGGAAAAGGUUAUAAGUCUUAUUGGUUAUUUCGACCUCGACCCAAAUCGCGCCUUGGACAUUAUCUUGGAUGUAUUAUCGGUCAACGUGGCAACUCACUACACGUUUUUCUUGGCGUUGCUCUCAUUUUCUCCAUGGACUGGACUGUAUAGGCGUCCUACAAUGUCCACUGCUAGCCACAUGGCUGUCGAUCCCGUUACCGGGGAUAAGAGCCUGGAUGAAGUGUUGCAAGUCACCGAAGCAAAUGCCGGCGAUCAGUCGACACCACCUCUAGAAAAUGAUGGCGGCACAGAGUCUCGAGUGCUAGCACAGGUGCUUGGUUUCAAAUUCUCUCAUUACCAGUCAUCAGAGACCCAUGAAUCACCCCUGAGGAACCUCUAUCUAACUGCUGCCAUCUUGAUCAGGGAGGGUUUUAUUACCGUAGAAGAUCUUUACCCCCAUCUUACUCCAAGGGAUGUGGACGUUGAAACAUAUCAUAAAGAUUAUCUUGCCCAGGUUCAACAGCGCAUUUCUGAAGCCAAGAUUAGCCAGCUCGCCAUGGCAGCUCCUUUGGAGUCUUCUAGCUCAAGUUCGCAACCUCGUGUAGAACCUGCAGAAGUUAAGAAGAGCGCCAUCGAGUCCAAACCUCCUAACCAAAUUGCUGGGCUGGUCAACGGCCUUCUCUCUGUAGGAGCUUUGCGCCCGGCGAUCGCUAUUCUGACGAGGAUUCCUUGGCUUGUUGACGCUCACCCCGAGUUGGCCGAUCUCAUUUUGAGGGCUCUGAAGUAUUCUAUCGCUCCUCUGUAUGAUGCAACAUUCGUCCUCAAAGAACGCAAUCCGAGUUUUACACAACCUCGCACACGGUUCAGCGCUACUGGAACACUGGCAGUUCCAGUUCGUAAAUACCAGCUAUCAUUAAUAGCUCCCACUCCUCCCAGCACAGCAUCAGUCGAUUUCGUAUUUUUCUUCCCUGACUGGACCCAACGCAUCCCACUUUGCACUUCCUUCGACGACAUGGUGAAUGUAAUUGAGCCUUUGAUGAGUUUCAUUGGGCUGCACGUAUCGCGCGAUGCCUUGUUUGUCACGAAGAUUACGAGGUUGGGGCGCUCACAGCUGUUAUCCACUAUUCCCUUGGAUCCAAUUUCCAGAAAACCAUCAGGCGACCCCGACGUGAACAAUCCCGUUCGACAGUUUUGGUUCAAGCUUCUGCGGCUGUACUUUCUUCCUGCGCUCCCUCUCAUUCGAGGCAAUGCAGUCUGUACCGUUGACAUUUGGAACGUCAUUCGACAGUACGAGACGACUGCAAGAUGGAGACUAUACGGAGAAUGGAAAUCCGGCUACAUAUCUCAUCCUGAACUUCGCAUCCGACAAGUGCAAGCUGACCGUGAAAGCAAAGGCAUCUUGCGACGUCUUUCACAUAACACAAUCGAGACGCUAUCUGGAACAGUGGCGAAACUGGCUCAUUCGAAUCCUUGUAUCUUCUUCAUGAACGCCGUCAACCAGAUCAUGGCAUACGACAAUCUUGCCAAUGUCGUUAUACAAGCAUUGCGAUAUGUCACCAAUAUGGGAUUCGAUGUGCUCGUGUAUGUCAUCCUUGAGGCUCUAUCAAAUCCCAAUAAGAACCGUGUCAAGGAUGAUGGAGUCAACACUUCCGACUGGCUUCAAAGUCUAGCGUCCUUUACUGGCAUGCUUUUCCGGCGGUACAGUGCUGAUCUGUCGCCUUUGUUGAAAUACGUGGUUCACCAGUUGUACAAUGGCCAGACGACAGAGAUUGUCGUACUGCGGGAGCUGAUUUGGAAGAUGGCAGGCAUUGAACCUCUUCCGAGCCUUUCGGAUUCGCAAAUCGCUGCGAUGGCCGGAGGACCUGCUCUGAGAAUUGAAGCCGUUGCCUCAACGACUCGUGGCGCUCGCCUUGAUCCAGGUGACGCUGUCCUCAAAGGCCCACAACGGCUCGGGAAGACCAUGUUAGAGACGAAUCUAGCACUACCUCUCCUUAUCCAAGUGGCACAGCAGAGACAGUCCUGUGUUUUCAAAGCUCCUGAUGCCCACUUGAAGUCCCUUGCCAGUUUGUUUGAUACUACUCACGGUGUCCUGCUGCAAUAUUUGGAUCUGCUUACCUCGCCAGCCGUAAUUUUGCCCAAGGACUAUGCAACGCGGAUCCUGCCCAGCCUUGCAGAUCUUGGAGAAUUGUAUGGGAUAGCCCCUCCUAUCUGCAUGCAAAUCAUACGACCUAUGCUGAAUGCUACGAUACUGAGUGCUGCCCAGGAGAAGGAACGACUUGCUAAUGAGGAAGCGGAAAGGAGACUGAAAGCACGUCUUUCUGCGGCAAAGCGCGAGCCUUCCGCCACCACCCCUAGGGUGGAUUCGCCUACGGGAGUCAAUGGAACCAGCACUCCACGAGACACUGGUGAUCAGAAGUCGUCAGUUGACAGUGUAGCAGAAGAUGCAGUGAUGGAUGUCGAAGUGACUGCAGCAACUUCAGCUCCGUCUGAGAGCCCAUGGAUACCGGAUCUAGAAGCUCUUUUCGACGAUGUCAAGCAGAUUGCCAAGAACAGUGCUCUUGAUGUGAUUGGGCCCGGUUUUUACUUAACUUUCUGGCAACUUUCCAUGUAUGAUCUGGCGCCUCCAUCAACCCGAUAUGACGAGGAGUGCGCUGCUUUACGGACACUGAGCCGUCAAGAGGACUCCAAGUACAUAGCAGCUGACCGUUCUGCUGACAGAACGAAAAGGCUGUCAGCGGGCUCCCAUCGGGCUAAACGAGACAGAUACAAUGCUUUUGUUAACACGCUUGCUCAGGAGUUCAAAGAACAAGCUGCCUCGAGAGUGUUCACGAUGAAACGACUUGCCCGAGAGAAGCAUCAUUGGUUCGCCCACACCGAACAUCGCUCUUCGGUCCUGGCUUCUGCAAUCAUCGAGCAUUGCAUUCAACCGCGAUGCCUCCUAUCGCCUAUGGAUUCAGACUUUUGUGCACAAUUCAUCAAAGUCAUGCACACACAAGGGACUCCAGGGUUCCCUACUCUCGUGGUAUAUGACAAGUUGCUCGGGGACCAUGUGAAGGCGGUUGUCUUUUCCUGCAGCGAAUACGAAGCCAAGAACUAUGGGCGCUUUUUACUGGGGAUAUUGACGGAUCUCUGGAAGUGGGCUCAAGAUGAGCAGCUCUUUUUGAUCGAGAAUCGCACGAAAGUUGGCGGAAAGACUAUUCUGCUUCCGGGUUUCCAGCAUAGAUGGUCAAGUAAAGACCAUGCGAGUAUUGUUCCGGAUGACCUUUUGUCGUGGACCGGAUUCAAGCAGAUUCUCCGUAAAUGGCACCGAAAACUGGGACGAAGUCUUUUGAGCUGUAUUGAGACAACGGAAUUCAUGCAUGUCUACAACGCUAUCAUCGUGUUGAAAGAGAUCCUUCCCGUUUUCCCUCUUGCUGCAGUGGGCGACGCUGGACCUGCCAUUGACACCGUAAUGGAGAAGUUCCUGGAGAAGGAAGAACGUGGUGAUCUCAAGAUUCUAGGUCGAGCUUAUUCCGCGAGUCUGAAAAAGCGAGAGCCGUUCUGGGCAGUGCCAAAGCCAAUUGCAAGCAAGUCUAAUGGAGAUCCUAUGUCGCCGAAGCCAACAAAUUCAUUAGGUAUUCUUCCUGAGAGGCAAACUCGCACACCGGCUCCUCCUAACGGUGCUGCAACGCCUGUGGCAGAUCGAGUCAGCACUCCGGUUCCUCUCCUUCGUGCCAAUGGAAUGACCCCACAAACAAUCGUUGAUCGACCCUCCACACCAGCAACGUCCACCAGGUUAGCCAUUGACAGCAUUCCACGGCCAGAGAAAGUGAGACGAGUACGACCUGAGAAGGGUAGCGAAUCACCAGCUCCCGAUGGUGAUGCCAAGGGUGAACUGAAAGCAACGCCAGCUCCAAUCCUCGAACACAUUCUUCGCCCUACCCCUCGUCUCCACCCAGGUUCCUCCCAAAAUGUCCUUCCGUCUACUCCGACCGCUAAUCCUAAAGAUGCACCCAAAGCCCAGCGGCCAUCGCCGUCGAGUUCUACCCCAAAUGCGUGGGAACCUCCACACUCACCACGCCCUAGAACUGACGAGAAGCAGACACAACCGUCCCCAAGCGAGGCUAUGCCACCACCAUCUGCUCCAAGCCAGACGAUCUCGGCGCAAGAACUGCGCGAGACUGCCAAACAGAGUAUUGGCAAUCGCCCACCAGAUCGGGCCGAUGAUAAGCGAUCUCAGCCUGGCUCUGGUGCUCCAUCUCCAAUUUCUCGUCGCCGCACUCCUUCUCCUCCACCUCGUCCUGGUACAAGAACUCACAGCAUGGAGAGCCGCGCCAGUGGCCGACGUUCUGACCGUGGAAGUGGCGAUGGUGAUCGUCCUGAUGACAGGCCAUCUGACCGUGAGGCUCGGGUGGAGCCUCGUGCAUCUACAGGGCGUAAAGACGCUGCCACGCACCCCCGAAGUGAUAGAGGCACCCGAGAGCGAACAUCUACGCGAGACAGUGAUCGAGACAGAGAGAGUGAUCGAGACAGAGACUCUCGGCGGGACAGACAUGGUGAAAGGGAGCGCGACAGAGACAGAGAGAAGGAGCGGGAUCGGGACAGGGAAAGAGACAGGGAGAGGGAUAAAGACAAAGAUCGUGAUCGUCGUGACCGAGACAGAGAACGUGAUAGGGAUCGCGACCGUGAUCGCGACCGUCACCGCCGGGAUGAGAAGGAUCGUGACAGGGAUUCGAGGAAAGAUCGCGAGGUUUCCGGUCGUGGUCCUCCUUCUACCGCAGCUUCUGCUACCCUGGACACUCGUAACUUGCCCACUCGUCCCGAUCCCACAAGGCAUAGUAGCAGGGCACAAGUUGGUGAUGAUGCACUCGGCAAGAGAAGACGUCCUAUUGAUGACGAGGCCGACCGUAAUACCAAGAGGAGCUCCCGUAAGGAGGGACAUCGUGAAGAUCGCACUCGCAGGUCAGAGAAGGAGAGUCACGAUCGACCUCGGGAAUCCGAUCGGCGUCGAGAACGGGAAGCACCUGAGGCUGAACCACGCCACCCUCUAUCUGAACGACCUGGCGAGAAGCGAUUGCCAGAGGGUCCUAGAAAUUUACCUCCUAGUACACCUUCUGCACCACGGGCGAUGGCAUCUGGGGAUGCGUCCAGAACCAAACCUGAUAUUACUCCUAGCCGAAGUGGUGGGGACUGGAAGGGUCCGCGUGACCAUGGCUCACACACGUUCCCGGCCUCCACUAGUGGCGGGCUGAGCCAGGACGUGGCUCCAAGUUUACGUUCGCGCAUUGGCGACAAAGAGCCUCCCCGCACGACUCCUCAAGCACCGUAUCGCUCCGAAGCUCCGCAUAAGGACGAUGACCGCGAUAACAGAAAACGGACUCUAGCAGAUCGCGAUAAAGAUGUCGGUGAGGCCACCAUCUCUGCUGCAGGAGAACUCUCGUUACAGCCUCAGAAGCGGCUACGGAUCAAUCGUAAUCGGUACAAUCCCCAUGCCCUCCAGACUCAUGGUUUAGCCAAAAGGACCUUGCCUAUAGACCCACAGGCUGGGGACAAGUCUCGAUCCACACGUUAGUUUGAUUCCAGUUUGCCCUGCUAUUUGAGUUCUGCAGUAUAUAUCGUUACAUUAGUACAUUGUGCACAAAUGAAUCUGACUGAUGAG